This is a messenger RNA of Physella acuta, 2696 nucleotides long. RefSeq lists its product as uncharacterized. Lineage: Eukaryota; Metazoa; Mollusca; Gastropoda; Physidae. The record is from RefSeq and is a predicted model, not a curated record.
UGCGCAAUGCAUGUUAUAGUUCUGCUCUUACUCGUGCAGUUUUCUGUGGCGCGAGGACGGGGGAAAGACUCGGUUUCGUUUCCUUUAGUUGUUUGAGUAUGUCAGUUCAAACAGAGCCCAUCUCGAGGCUGAUAGAAAAAAAACAAACCACAACAAACCACUGAGUCGGAUUUUUAACUUUUACUAGUAAAACCACCGGUCGCAGAACGCGUGCUUCACAAUUUGAAAAAAAAAAAUUACAAUUGUGAUAUUUUAGAAAUAAUUUUUUAAAUCUUAUUUUUUGUAGAUAUAAAAAAACACGGUAAUUAUUUUUUUCCUACACAUGGAUAUUGCUAGCGUGUUUUGAUUUUCGGCGAUUACCUUGACGCAGGUUGCGUUAAACAUCAACCUGGGAUUGCUUUCCGAUAACAAAAGAUCUAUAUCCGAUCAAUUAAAACUUAACACCUGGUUUUUUGUGUGACCUCACGAGGAAAUUGAAAUUAGAAAAGGAUCUUUUUAUACGUAUUCUAACUGGCCUGCACGCCACGCUAGGACUUCGAGUUACCGUAGGAUUAAGCGUAGCUCAAGCUGUAAUGGCACGGCACAUCUGGCUGCACUAAACAGAAAAAAGGAAAGAAACUUUGAAGAAUACCAAUCAACUUGAAGACCACUCUUGUGAUUACUGAUAUGGCAGGCUGAACCUCAAGUCACAUGACCGGUGUACGAGGAGUAUUACAUCCAAUCACCGGUCACUUUCACCUUGACCCUGGCCACUCAGAUAUCCCAGCGUACACUUUGUUUUCACCUCGACCCCUAGCAGCGUGUAUCCCUUGUGUUGAAGCUUGACCCUCCUUGCACUACACCUGACCCACCUUGACCCCCCUUGUCCUUGACCUAGAGACCGCCACCCCAUGCUCCCCUGACCUCCGCCCAGCACGAUGUCGGAGAGCAAAGUAGCGUGCGAGAGCUUUCCUCGGACCAGCAGCAACAGCAGCAUCAGCAACGCCAAUGGCAACAACAACAACAACAACAACAACACUAUCGACAACGGCGACGGCAUCAACGGCGAGGGCAGCCCCGGCCCCGCCGGCGACCUCCUCGACCACCCCAAGUCCCGCUCGUUUCUAGACUCGCUCGAGCGUGACCGCCGGUCCCCGCGCGACAUGCACGAGAUCCGCCGUAACUCCUCGCACGGCCUUGACCUUUCCAAAUCCUCCCCCACCAACCCUUCGGACGAGACCAACGGCCUCGAUCUGACCAAACCGGAAAUGAUCAGCGCCAGCAAAUACCCCCGCAGCUCCGACCCCACCCCCUACACGAACGGCAUCCCCACGGACGCCCAGCCCACACCCGCCCCCGUCAGCUACGGCCCGGGCCGAUCCCACAGCGCCGGGGAGUCCAUCUCCCCCUUCAGGGCCGACUCCGUGCCCAACGGCUACAGUCCGGACAACAUCUCAAACGGCAACGGAUAUAAGAACAAGUUCCCCGACGCCUACGCCAAGUCCGCUGACCCCGACCGCUACGGUUCGAAACCAUUCGAGUCGAUGCCAUCCUCCGCGGCCAUGUCAUCUUCAUCCUCCUCCACGGCCUCGUCGCCCACCUACCCCUCGAAAAUCCCCGACCCGUACAAGAUCACAGAGAACUCAUUCCCCAAGCCGCAGGACGCGUACAACAAAAUCCUGGAAGACUACGGCCACAACGCCAGAAACAACAACAACAACAAACUCAGCGACGACUACCCCGGCAAAAUCCCGCCCGAGUCACAGUUCGUCAAAAUGGCCGAAUCCUACGCCAAGCAAAUCGAAUCUCUCACCAACGGAUACAAGUCGGAUCCGUCUUUCAAGAAAGAGAAGUCUCUGUCACCAGGCGGGUACAAAAACGACCCGUCACCGCUGCUUGGUUUUCCGAAAGCUGAACCCGGAAUGACCAACGGCUCGCUGUACGGCAGCAAAACGGAAGCCGUGAGCUCAUCCUCGUCCCAGCCCCCCAACCAGUCCCUACCCAGUAUCCUCAACUUCUCCACAAACCACCUCCGCGGGAUGGCCGCGGCCGAGAGCGGACUGGCCAGCUACCUCAACAGUUACGGCGUCGGCGGGCCCGGUUCGGGUCCCGGCGGCGACAGGGGCGACAGAGGGAGCGGGAACGGGAACGGAAACGGCAGUGGGGACACGUCAAUGUCCAGGUCCAGUCCCAACAACAAGCUGGCAUGUCGGUUCUGUGGCAAGACCUUCUCACAAGCUGGCUACAUCAAGGCCCACGAACGUCUCCACACAGGUGAGAAACCGUUCGCCUGCUCCGUCUGCGGCAAGAGGUUCAGCGACCCCAGCAACUGGAAGAAACAUGAACGUGUCCACGCUAACAACAAGAAACAGAGUCAUCUCAUGGAGUCACCUGACUCAAAGGUUGGUCUCUUUAUGGCGAGUAUUAGUUCAAUACUUUCAAUAUUUGUCUGUCCACUACACUGGUCAGUUGAACAGAGUCAUCUCAUGGAGUCACCUGACUCAAAGGUUGGUCUCUUUAUGGCGAGUAUUAGUUCAAUACUUUCAAUAUUUGUCUGUCCACUACACUGGUCAGUUGAACAGAGUCAUCUCAUGGAGUCACCUGACUCAAAGGUUGGUCUCUUUAUGGCGAGUAUUAGUUCAAUACUUUCAAUAUUUGUCUGUCCACUACACUGGUCAGUUGAACAGAGUCAUCUCAUGGAGUCACCUGACUCAAAG